Molecule: messenger RNA, 1295 nt
Organism: Equus caballus (horse)
Lineage: Eukaryota; Metazoa; Chordata; Mammalia; Perissodactyla; Equidae
Gene: TXNL4B
Product: thioredoxin like 4B
Biological process (GO): mRNA splicing, via spliceosome
Cellular component (GO): U4/U6 x U5 tri-snRNP complex; spliceosomal complex; U5 snRNP
Source: RefSeq, a predicted model, not a curated record
GGGCAGCGGGGCGGUGCCUAGAACAGCCUCUUCCUGAGCUGUGGAGCCGGACAAGCGCGUCCGUCGAUUGCGCCUGUGCCUUUUCUUUUUCCGUUUCCGUCCUCUUAGGUGGGCAGCCUAAGGGUUGCUAGGCAACAGCCCCUGGGGUACUUUGAGUUAAGUACCUGCGGUCUUAAGGCGCCGCCCGCUUCCUGGCGUUUUGGAGAAGGGUCGGGGUUGCCGACAGCCCAGAAGUGGAAAAGAGAGAGGUGACUUGGACAAGUAAAGACUGACACUGAAGAUUAAUAUUUUUAUUUCAAGAUGAGCUUCCUGUUGCCCAAGCUGACUAGCAAAAAAGAAGUAGACCAGGCGAUCAAAAGUACUGCAGAGAAGGUGCUGGUUCUCAGGUUUGGGAGAGAUGAGGAUCCUGUCUGUCUGCAGCUAGAUGAUAUUCUUUCUAAGACCUCUUCUGACUUGAGUAAAAUGGCUGCUAUAUAUCUGGUAGAUGUGGACCAAACUCCAGUUUAUACACACUAUUUUGACAUCAGCUACAUUCCGUCUACUGUGUUUUUCUUCAAUGGGCAGCAUAUGAAAGUGGAUUAUGGGUCUCCAGAUCACACUAAGUUUGUGGGAAGUUUCAAAACCAAACAAGACUUCAUAGAUUUGGUUGAAGUAAUUUAUCGAGGAGCGAUGAGGGGAAAACUGAUUGUACAAAGUCCUAUUGAUCCCAAGAAUAUUCCUAAAUAUGACCUUCUCUAUCAAGACAUUUAGCACAUGCGCUACUGUCAAAGUUGAAGAGAGAAGCACGUCUUGAGGCAAUACCUGAAUCCAGCUGUGCUGUUUUUCUGGAGUCCUUCGGAAGCGUGCUCAGGGUCCCAGCAGAGCAGAGGUUUGACUUGUAUGGAAAACGCUGGCCCCCAAGUGGAAGAACAGGCCAGCACUGUGAUGCCUGGGUGCCUACGUGUCUGCUCCCUGCAGACCUCAGAGCCGUCGGUCAGCCGUGCUCGGUUUCCCCAGUGUGAUUUUCUUAACUUCUCUUUAGAUGGUGCUUUUCUUUAUCCCUUAAGAUAAUACAGUAUCCUCUUAAACAUUUGUUAAAUUUGAUUUAACUAUGUUUAUUUGAUACACAAGUAAAAUGGAAAGUCAAUUCCCAUAAGAGCAAAGAUACUUAUCUUCUACCCUAGACGUACACACACCCUCCCUCACCCUGAGGCUCGCCCGCUCCUCCACUCACGUAUUUAUAGUCCUCAUGCUCUCCUGCCUCCAGUCCUUAUUAUUCCAGCUUCUCUUGGAAUAAAUAAUUCUCUAACUGGCAA